ACAAGAUGGAUAAAUAAAUAAGUGCAUAAAGGAAGCAUUGAGAAGGGGUCCGCCCAAAUGGUUCUGAGUCUUGUGGUAGCUGGCUGCACUGCAGAAAAGAGAAGCAAAAGGAGACAGAAUGCAGAAGUGAAGAUGAGGAUAGGAGGAGGAAAGGACACGAGUGUGCUUUGCAGAGAGAGAAAGGAAACCAGGACAGUGUGUUAACAGAAGGGGGUGCUAAGAUUUGGGUUACACUGCGUUGCAGAGAUGCAGAAAGGACAGCAGCUUCCACUGCAGCACAGUGUUGACUAAAUAAGAGAGAGGGAAAGAGAUAAAGCACCCUCACCAUGCAGGGCGCUCUUUCCGCAUGCAUGCAUGCUGGAGCCAGGACCAGGUGAGCCACAAGCAGGCUCUACCACUCUCAACCUACCCGUCUACCGACACUGCCUUCUCAACUGAGAGGCCUUCAUGCCUCAGGAGUGUGCAAGACGACAGGAGUUAAGGAGGAGGGAGAGAAAGGGAGAGGGAGGAGGAACCAGAGAAGGAGGAGACCGGGGUGCUGGAUUUUUGGAUGAAGGAGAUCCUGAAUUAAGAGCUGCUGAAAUAAAGAUGUAGUGUGAGCAGGAGGCAGAACAAGGAGCGUGCUGUGCUGCAGUGGAGAGGAGUGUGGUAGACGCCGGGUGAACACACCCCCACUCACAUAUCCAGCAAGACUCUCCCUGGACAGAGAGAACUCACCGUUACCGCCGCAGGGCUUGGAAGAUGCCCUCUCGCUGUGGAACAGCGGUGCGGAUCUUCAUCACCACUCUAUUUGCAGCUGUGGUGCUCUUUGCCAUCCUGCUGGCCUAUGUGACUGGCUACCAGUUCAUCCACACUGAGCAGCACCACCUUUCCUUUGGCCUGUAUGGUGCCAUCCUGUCACUACAUCUGCUGCUGCAGAGCCUCUUUGCUUACCUGGAACACCGGCGUAUGCGAGCACCUUCACGGCUACAGCACCUGCACUGCACUGUUGCUCUUUGUAUUGCUGCUUACCAGGAGGACCCGGACUACCUACGCAAAUGCCUGCGCAGUGUGCGCCGCAUCUCCUUCCCCACUCUAAAAGUGGUGCUUGUUGUAGAUGGUAACCGACCCGAGGAUGCCUACAUGAUGGACAUCUUCCAGGAGGUAAUGGGGGGAACAGAGCAGGCUGGAUGCAUGGUGUGGAAGGGGAAUUACCAUAGCAAUGGGGCCAAAGGCACAGGUACAGGCUCAGUGAAUAUGGAGGAGGCUAUUCGGGUGGCCAGGAUAGUGCACAGCUGCCGCUACUCCUGCAUCAUGCAGGAGUGGGGCGGGAAGAGAGAAGUGAUGUAUACGGCUUUCAAAGCACUGGGGAACUCUGUGGAUUAUGUGCAGGUAUGUGAUUCGGACACAGUUCUGGAUCCAGCCUGCACAAUUGAGCUGUUGAAGGUUCUGGAGGAGGACCCAAAGGUCGGCGGAGUAGGAGGAGAUGUACAGAUACUGAACAAAUAUGACUCCUGGAUAUCUUUUUUAAGCAGUGUCAGGUACUGGAUGGCCUUCAACGUGGAGCGUGCCUGCCAAUCGUACUUUGGCUGUGUUCAGUGUAUCAGUGGGCCUCUGGGCAUGUAUCGCAACUCCCUCCUCCAGCAGUUCUUGGAGCCCUGGUACCACCAGACCUUCCUGGGCAGCAAGUGUAGCUUUGGUGAUGACCGGCACCUUACCAACCGAGUGCUCAGCUUCGGCUACAAGACUAAGUUUACUGCACGCUCACAGUGCCAGACUGAGACACCUACUCACUACAUCCGCUGGCUCAACCAGCAGACCCGCUGGAGCAAGUCGUACUUCCGGGAAUGGCUCUACAAUGCUCUCUGGUUCCACAAACACAGCCUCUGGAUGACCUAUGAGUCUGUGGUCACUGGAUUCUUUCCCUUUUUCCUGGUGGCUACAGUAAUCCAUUUGUUCUACCGUGGACGGCUGUGGAAUAUUCUGCUGUUCAUGCUAACAGUUCAGCUGGUGGGAAUGGUGAAGGCCACCUAUGCCUGCUUCCUAAGAGGCAGCCUGGUCAUGAUCUUUAUGUCCCUCUAUUCCCUGCUGUACAUGUCUAGCCUCUUGCCAGCUAAGAUCUUUGCCCUGUUGACAAUCAAUAAAGCAGGCUGGGGCACAUCUGGGAGGAAGAAGAUUGUGGUGAACUUAAUUGGGGCUGUACCUGUAACUGUUUGGGCACUUCUUUUGCUUGGUGGAGUAGCUUACACAAUUUACUGUGAGACGCAGGAACCUUUUAGUGAAACUGAGAAGGUCCUGCUCAUUAGCGGGGUCAUCCUCUAUGCCUGCUACUGGCUUAUACUUCUGGUGCUCUAUUUGGCUAUAGUGGCCAAGCGCUGUAACAAGAGGGAGGAGCAGUAUCACCUGCCCUAUUCUGAAGCCUAGAAUGCCUUAACAAUGUUGCUGGGUAAACUAUAUGGGACUGGUUUGAAUCAGUCUUCUACCUCUUUGGUGCUAAGCUCAUUGUCACGUUGGGAAAUUAUGCAUACUCACAUCAUUUGCAAGACCAUGGAGCUUUUCCCGACCAGUUGAGAUAUACCGCUGACCUUUGAAAAAGAUACAAUUGAGCCGUGCAGUAUUUUUGCUUCUUAAAUAUAGAGCAUAGAUCAGAGGAAAUUUUCCAUCAUGGUGCUGAGCUCACACCAUCAUAUGUGAAUAGUGGUUUGGGUGCUUGGACUCAAAUAUGAAUCACACUGUGGUGAAAUGUGUACUGUUUCUGUGAAGAACCCCAUAUUAGUCACUGCAAUUCACUUACAGUGAAAAUGAUCUUUUAUAAUUUUCAUGAAAUUUGACAUCAUUUGCCAUAGCUUGAACAGUGAUUUGAACAAAUGCAGUACUAAUCAAUAUUCUUUUGGGGUUUUUACUAUACCAAAAUUCAUUGAAUUUAAUUUUAUUUCAUUUGCUUCAGGAUUCUUCAGGAAACAUUAUUUUAUGCCGUAUUGGGAACAACCAAAGAGUCUUUUAAGGUUUAUUUGCUUAUAAUUAAUCAUACACCACAAACAUU
This is a messenger RNA of Ictalurus punctatus (channel catfish), 3022 nucleotides long. RefSeq names its product hyaluronan synthase 3 (gene has3). Gene Ontology annotation, biological process: hyaluronan biosynthetic process; extracellular matrix assembly. Bases 742 to 2403 code for a protein of 553 amino acids. Lineage: Eukaryota; Metazoa; Chordata; Actinopteri; Siluriformes; Ictaluridae. Gene Ontology annotation, molecular function: hyaluronan synthase activity. The transcript has 4 exons. The record is from RefSeq and is a predicted model, not a curated record.